AUGGCGGUAGUACGGAGACCACGAUGGCGACCAUUACUGUCUACCGUUAUUAUAGCAGCUAUUGCAGGCUCUGUAGUUGCAAAGAAUGUCGCUCAGUUGAGUGUUCCGGAGAUUGAAGACGCGAUUCAAGCAUGCCCGAUCAUCCAAGAGUUGAAUAUCCACAAGCGCGCAACGAACCCUGAGACUUCCAGCUGGACCUCACAGAUCUUCGAACAACUGUUCCCAGGGUCUCCAGCUGUCAAUGCUCUCCUUGCUACUCUAUACAUUUCUGGUCCACCGAAUUUCCUCCUCGCGUUAUGCCCUCCCAACAUCGAUCCUUCCUCCCUAUCCGUCAUGGUCGCCUUCGCCGUUGGAGGCUUACUCGGAGACACGCUUUUCCACCUCUUACCCGAGAUCUUCCUAGGCGAAGCAGCCCCGGAUCAUGCGCGCUUUGUGAUGGUAGAGCCCAACAAGAAUCUGCUCUUGGGUGUCGCGAUCAUGGUUGGAUUCUUGACUUUCGUUGCCAUGGACAAGAGCCUACGGAUAGCAACUGGAGGUGAAGGCGGCCACGAUCAUAGCCAUAGUCACAAAGGGGAGGUGAAGGAAGAGAAAAAUCAGGCACCAUCAACCGCAGUGGCUAUUGGAGCAAAGCUGGCGGCCGCAAAUGGAAGCGUAAAGUCUCGCAAGAAGAAGUCCGUAUCGGAGUCUAUUACCAGCGAUAGGAGUGUGCUUCAACUGCCUGCUGAGUCACUUCGGAAGCUGUGGACGCGCGACGAGCCUCAGCGAGCCAAUCGCUGGCUGGAGGAAGUACUCGAGGAAGAUCCAGACAGUGGAGUGAUGCAGAUCGCUCUUUGGAAAGCCUAUGAAGCAGCUUUUCGAGGCUCUCGCGCCCCUCUGGUCGAAGCCACCGCACUCAUCCAUAGCGCCAGUAAAGUAUUUGAAGGGGCAUCGGCGCAAGUAAUCAAAGGCCACAAACCAAAGUUCAUCAUAGAAGGAGUCAGGCCUCGGCAACCAGCUCGGGAAAAGAGCGAAGCAAAAGCGCCUCAAGCACUCAUCAAGCCUUCAUCCAAGGCAGAGCCCUCCAAAUACUCGAAGAAAGAACCCUCAGCAUCUAUCAAGCUGUCUGCCUACCUCAACCUAAUCGCGGACUUCACCCACAACAUUACCGAUGGUCUUGCUCUCUCAUCCUCCUUCUACGCCUCUCCAACCCUCGGCGCGACGACCACUGUUGCCGUCUUCUUCCACGAGAUACCUCACGAGGUUGGUGAUUUUGCUCUACUAAUCCAAUCAGGCUUCUCUAAGAAAAUGGCGAUGGGCGCGCAAUUCGUCACAGCUCUGGGAGCAUUCUUGGGCACCUGCUUGGGCAUCGCUGUCCAAGAGCUUGGGAAAUCGGGUAAUGGUGCUAUGUCUGGUGAGGUCAGGAGCAAGGGUCUAGCUGGCACUGGACUGGGCUGGGGAGACAUGCUACUGCCUUUUACAGCGGGGACAUUCUUGUACGUUGGGACUGUGGCAGUUAUUCCGGAAUUGUUGGAAACCGGCCCGAACAAAAGGGAAGAAGUGAAGAAGACAGUAUCUCAAUUCGUCGCUAUGGCUGUUGGGGCGGGAAUCAUGCUAGCGAUAUCAUGGUCAUAA
Messenger RNA from Letharia columbiana, 1611 nucleotides. RefSeq lists its product as uncharacterized. Gene Ontology annotation, biological process: zinc ion transmembrane transport; intracellular zinc ion homeostasis; regulation of DNA-templated transcription. The record is from RefSeq and is a predicted model, not a curated record. Lineage: Eukaryota; Fungi; Ascomycota; Lecanoromycetes; Lecanorales; Parmeliaceae. Gene Ontology annotation, cellular component: membrane. Gene Ontology annotation, molecular function: zinc ion transmembrane transporter activity; DNA binding. The transcript has 4 exons. The coding region runs from base 1 to 1611 and encodes 536 amino acids.